AUGGGAAGACUCAUCAAGAAUCACUUGGCACGGCUCGUCGUGAUGUCUGCAGGAGUAUAUCAAAUUGUUGCAGCCAUCUCCGGGCUCUUCUGGCCUAAGAUUUUCUUUGACUUCUUUAGUCGAAGCUUAGAUCCCCUGGUCAAGCCUGUGCCAAUCCUUCAGGUCCUCAAUCUCCUCAUAGGAUUCACGAUGAUAGCCUGGGAAUGGCCCUUGGGCAUGAUUGCUGGCUCUGCUCUACAUCGGAGUAUCGUUGCCCGCAUGGUCUUUUUACCGGUGGCAGUGCUAGCAUCAGUACUGCUGUAUCAAGCAACCAAUUCGGCCAUCUACUACAUGGUCGGCCUCAUUUUCUACGCCUGGGCGCACAAUGAGGGAGAAGUUGUGGCCGACGAAGCUUGGUCUCUCCCCUCGCGCCCUAGAACAGGAAAUGUCUAA
Blumeria graminis f. sp. triticale is the source of this 432-nucleotide messenger RNA. NCBI's taxonomy places the organism in Eukaryota, Fungi, Ascomycota, Leotiomycetes, Helotiales, Erysiphaceae. The record is from the annotation of a GenBank genome assembly.